This is a messenger RNA of Knipowitschia caucasica, 2367 nucleotides long. The record is from the annotation of a GenBank genome assembly. Lineage: Eukaryota; Metazoa; Chordata; Actinopteri; Gobiiformes; Gobiidae.
AUGAAGAUUGCUGCUUUUAAUGCUAAAAACUUGGGAAUCAAGAAAGUUACAGACAGGAUGGUGGUCAAAUAUUUGGUCAUGAUUCUGAGUCGGUACAGUGUGGUGGUGGUCCUGGAGGUGAUGGACCAAAGCGGCGAGGCCAUGAAGAUGUUACUUGAGAAGCUAAACAGCCUCCGAGCUAACAAACGUCGGCCAUAUUUGAUGGUUUCCAGUUGCCCUUUGGGACGAGACAGCUACAAAGAACAAUUUGUCUGUUUUUACAGAGCGGGUGAGGUGUCUCUGACAGAAUCUUACCAAUAUGAAGAUGACCAGGCUGGAGACGCAGACGCUUUUGCCCGAGAACCUUUCAUCCUGCGCUUCAGCUGUCCAACAACAGUUGUAAAAGACCUAGUUCUGAUUCCAGUCCACACAAAACCAGACGAUUCUUUGAAGGAGCUGGAUGAGCUGCACGACGUGGUUCAAGUUGUGCUUAAGAACUGGGGAAGUGAUAACAUCAUGAUUUUAGGGGAUUUUAAUGCCGAUGGGCGUUAUCUCUCCAAAAAGAAACUGGAAACCAUCAGAAUCCGCUCCGAAUCAUACCAUUGGCUGAUCAAAGAUGAUGUUGAUACUACAAGCAGUAACCAUAACGACAACGCUUAUGACAGGAUAGUGGUGUAUGGGGAGAAAAUGCUCCGUGCUGUGGUUCCAGGUUCAGCUAAGACUUUCAACUUCCAAAAAGAGUUCAGACUAAAUGAUGACACUGCUCUUCGCAUCAGUGAUCAUUAUCCUGUGGAGGUGACGCUCAAAGCUGGUCCAAAAAGACGCCCUCUGCCUGUAAAGAGAAGCAUAACACUUAAAACGGGCAACAGCAAAGGAGGAAGAAAGAAGACGUCUGCUGCUGUCAAGAGAAAGAUGAGAGAGUCUACUGAGAAGGCCAACCCCGCUUUAAAACCAGGAGAGGACACCUGCGCCUCUCACACGGGACGUCCCACAACCUCGCUGCUCCAUCCCAGGCCAGAACCCAAACACAAGACUCCUACUUGUGUCGCCAUGAGUCUCAGCCGCACCAAGAGAAUCAGCUCCAGCGCGUCUGUCCGGACCAGCAGCAGCAGCAGGAGAGUCAGCGGCUAUGGCCCGUCCGCGGGAGGCUUCAGCGGGGUGUCCCUCAGCUCCAGCUCCCUGUACGCCAACGGGCACCACGGCCUGAACCAGCCGCUGGCCACACUGUCCGUCAACAAGAGCCUGCUGGCCCCCCUCAACCUGGAGAUAGACCCCAGCCUUUCCAUGAGCCGAGCCCACGAGAAGGAGCAGAUAAAAAGCCUCAAUAAUCGCUUUGCUUCCUUCAUUGACAAGGUGCGUUUCCUGGAGCAGCAGAACAAGAUGCUGGAGACCAAGCUGGAGCUGCUGCAGGGUCACGGCGUGAGCCGCUCCAACGUGGAGCCGCUGUUCGAGGCCUACAUGGCCGGACUGCGACGCCAGAUGGACCUGGUCAACAACGAUAAGAGCAAACUGGACGGGGAGCUGCGCAACAUGCAAGGGCUGGUGGAGGACUACAAACACAAAUAUGAGGAUGAGAUUAACAAAAGGAACAACAUGGAGAACGACUUUGUGAUCCUGAAGAAGGACGUGGACUCUGCCUAUCUGGUGAAGGCCGACCUGGAGGACAAAGUUGGAGCGCUUACUGACGAAAUCAACUUCCUGCGCAAUGUCUAUGAGGAGGAGCUGCGUGAGCUGCAGAGCAGCAUCAAAGACACCUCUGUGGUGGUGCAGAUGGACAACAGCCGCAGCCUCAACAUGGAGCAGAUCGUGGCUGAUGUCAAGGCGCAGUACGAGGACAUCGCUGCCCGGAGCAGAGAGGAGGCAGAGGCCUGGUACAAGACCAAGUUUGACCAGAUGUCGGUGCAGGCCAGUCAGUUUGGCGAUGAGCUGAGGAUUCUUAAGGGAGAGCUGGCCGAGGUGAGCCGUCUGAUCAGCCGCCUGCAGAGUGAGAUUGAAGCUGUCAAAGCACAGCGGAGUGGCCUGGAGAACCAACUGGCUGAGGCGGAGGAGCGAGGAGAGCUUGCGGUGAAAGAGGCCAAAGCCCGCACCAGGGACCUGGAGGACGCACUGCAGAGGGCCAAGCAGGACAUGGCCCGUCAGCUCCGCGAGUACCAGGACCUGAUGAACCUGAAGUUGGCUCUGGACAUUGAGAUUGCCACAUACAGGAAGCUUCUGGAAGGAGAGGAGGACAGACUGGGCCAACAGUCCAUCCUCAACAUCCAGUCCGUCUCCAACUACAGUCCCACUAAAAGCUCUAAUGGCUACAGCAGUCAGAGCAGCUCGCCUCUGCCCAAGCUGCUCAUAAAGACCACAGAAACCAGGGACAACAGCCGGUUCAGCUUCCAUUGA